Molecule: messenger RNA, 1635 nt
Organism: Letharia columbiana
Lineage: Eukaryota; Fungi; Ascomycota; Lecanoromycetes; Lecanorales; Parmeliaceae
Exons: 8
Coding region: 1-1635 (544 amino acids)
Molecular function (GO): monooxygenase activity; iron ion binding; oxidoreductase activity, acting on paired donors, with incorporation or reduction of molecular oxygen
Source: RefSeq, a predicted model, not a curated record
AUGCUCUGGACACUGCAGCUGUGCCUAUCAGGGCUCGCUGGCAUAUCCUCUCAUCUGGUAUACUUCAUACAAGGCGAACAUCACAUCCAAGCGCCGAAGAUAUUCAGAUUCUAUCUACUCCUGACGUGCUUGGUCUUCUUCAUCGAGGCUUACUGUGAGAGAAAGAGGGUACAAACCGCAAUCUUGAUGGCCACUUCAGUUUCAUUCUGCUACGCCAUCGCUCUUUUUGGUAGCAUGUUCAUCUAUCGCGUGUUCUUCCAUCGUCUACACAAUUUCCCUGGCCCUCGCUUGGCCAAGGUAUCGAAGCUGUGGAACGUUGUCAAGGCUUCGAAGUCGACCAAUUUUAGACUCAUGGAAGAUCUACACGACCGCUACGGUGAUUUCAUUCGCACAGGUCCGAAUGAGAUAUCAAUCUUCAAGCCUGAGGCCGUACGGGCUCUCGAUGGGCUAAGUACGAAGUGCACAAAGGCGCCGUGGUAUGAUAUCAUGCAACCUCGAGUCUCCGUUGCCACCACGAGGGACAAGGAGUCCCAUAGCCAAAGGCGUAAGAUAUGGGAACGAGCUUUCCGUCCUCAAGCUUUGCAAGAGUAUGAGCCUCGGUUAUUGAGAUUUGCAGCACAAUUGUACUUACGCAUCUCGAAACUGGAUGGGAAAGCCGUCGACGUCUCCAAACUCUUCUACCUCUACUCAUUUGACGUCAUGAGUGAUCUAGCUUUCGGAGAACCAUUGAACAUGCUCGAUAGUGACGAGUACCACUUUACGGUCGGGCUCCUGCAGGAUGGUAUGAACCUCCUUGGACCACUAUCGCCUGUUCCUUGGCUGGUCAGAAUCGGUUAUAGUAUUCCAGGGGUAGCACAGAAUUUCAAGAAUCUGCUUGGCUGGUCGGCGCAGAAGCUUCGAGAUCGAAUGAAGAACGAGCCUGCGAAACGGGACGUCAUGUCAUGGCUUCUAAAAGCUAGCCAAGAUGCGGGUCGCUUGGAAAAAGAUCAACACUGGCUCCGGGGGGACUGCUUUGCUCUCAUUGUCGCUGGAAGUGAUACUGUCGCGUCGACUCUGAUAUCCAUCUUUUACCACCUCGCUGAUGACCCCAGCCAGAUGGUCAAAUUACGAGCAGAGCUGGAGAACGUCAACAGUGUUCCAGGCUUGGACGCCCUGAAAUCAAUGGCACAUCUCAACGGCAUGAUCAAUGAAGCUUUGCGGUUGCACCCUGCCCUACCUUCGGGUGGGUUUCGGGAGACACCCCCCGAAGGCUUGACGAUUGCGGGUCACUUCAUACCAGGAAAUGUAGUGGUAUCAGCGCCGAGAUACUCCUUAGGCCGGCUCGAGUCGUGUUACGAUCGAUCCAACGAGUUCGUCCCGGAAAGAUGGUAUGCAAGGCCAGAAAUGAUCAAGGAUGACUCAGGCUUCUCUCCCUUCUCCAUGGGGCGCUACAAUUGCAUCGGGAAGAACCUUGCGAUGAUGCAGAUUCGCAGUGUCGUGGCGAGGCUCGUAAACGACUUCGAUGUCGCAUUUGCGCCCGGCGAGGACGGCGUGGCCGUGUGGCGAGAUCUCAAAGAUCAGUUCAACUCGCACCCGGGGAAGUUGGAACUCGUGUUUGCUCCGCGACGUUUCAUAUUGGCGGACCGUGAACUUUAA